Caenorhabditis remanei is the source of this 537-nucleotide messenger RNA. RefSeq lists its product as uncharacterized. The record is from RefSeq and is a predicted model, not a curated record. The coding region runs from base 1 to 537 and encodes 178 amino acids. The transcript is spliced from 4 exons. NCBI's taxonomy places the organism in Eukaryota, Metazoa, Nematoda, Chromadorea, Rhabditida, Rhabditidae.
AUGAGUGUCUAUUCCACUACAACGUCAGAUUAUGACACCGCUUCUAAAUCACUCUUCGAUGCGAACGCCGAUAAAGAAAUGUUUUAUUUCGGCAUAAUUUAUUUCAUUCUCUCAAUGUUCAAUGCUCCAUUUCUAUUGGUCAUCAUAUCGACUCUCCAUCUGAAGAACUGUCAGACACCAAACAUGACCUUUAAAAUGAUGAAUAUCGUUAAUUUCUGUUUACUUGGACAAGGAUUAGGACACUUUCUCACUUCUCCAGCUGUCAUUUUUCCAAAUUUAUUGAAAACUUUUGACACUGUAGUCCGAAUUAUCGGAGCAACUAUGAACACUUUAUGGAUAUGCGAUUUACCUGUUGUAACUCUGUUAGCUGUUUCUCGUAUUCUCAUAUUCUCCAACAUGAUACACUCUCAUAAAUUCAAUGGAGUCAUCAAAUUUCUUCUCGGCCUGGUUCUCUCCUGGAUUUUCAUCCUUUUUCUGUAUGGACAAGACGAAUCAAGCGAUUCUGAACUGCGUAUGGAUUAUUCAUUGCUAUGUUAA